AUGAGCUGUCUGGAUGUUAUGUACCAAGUCUAUGGUCCUCCCCAGCCUUACUUUGCAGCCGCCUACACCCCCUACCACCAGAAACUAGCCUAUUACUCCAAAAUGCAGGAAGCCCAAGAGUGCAACGCCAGCCCCAGCAACAGCAGUGGCAGCUCCUCCUUUUCCAGCCAAACUCCAGCCAGCAUAAAAGAGGAAGAAGGCAGCCCAGAGAAAGAGCGCCCACCAGAGGCAGAGUACAUCAACUCCCGCUGCGUCCUCUUCACCUAUUUCCAGGGAGACAUCAGCUCCGUGGUGGAUGAGCACUUCAGCAGAGCCCUGAGCCAGCCUAGCAGCUAUUCCCCAAGCUGUACAAGCAGCAAAGCACCCAGGAGCUCGGGGCCCUGGCGGGACGGCUCCUUCCCGAUGAGCCAGCGCAGCUUCCCCGCCUCCUUCUGGAACAGCGCGUACCAGGCUCCGGUGCCCGCGCCGCUGGGCAGCCCGCUGGCCACCGCGCACUCGGAGUUGCCCUUCGCCGCCGCCGACCCCUACUCGCCCGCCGCGCUGCACGGCCACCUGCACCAGAGCGCGGCCGAGCCCUGGCACCACGCGCACCCGCACCACGCGCAUCCGCACCACCCCUACGCCCUGGGCGGCGCCCUCGGCGCCCAGGCCGCCGCCUACCCGCGGCCCGCCGCCGUGCACGAGGUCUACGCGCCGCACUUCGACCCGCGCUACGGGCCGCUGCUGAUGCCGGCAGCCUCGGGGCGCCCGGCCCGCCUCGCGCCCGCGCCGGCGCCCGCGCCCGGCAGCCCGCCCUGCGAGCUCUCCGCCAAGGGCGAGCCGACCGGCGCAGCGUGGGCCGCGCCCGGGGGACCCUUCGCGAGCCCCGCGGGGGACGUGGCCCAGGGUCUGGGACUCAGCGUGGACUCAGCUCGUCGCUAUUCCCUCUGUGGUGCAUCCCUCCUGAGCUGA
Messenger RNA from Prionailurus viverrinus (fishing cat), 951 nucleotides. RefSeq names its product vestigial like family member 2 (gene VGLL2). The transcript is spliced from 4 exons. NCBI's taxonomy places the organism in Eukaryota, Metazoa, Chordata, Mammalia, Carnivora, Felidae. Gene Ontology annotation, cellular component: nucleus. The record is from RefSeq and is a predicted model, not a curated record. Gene Ontology annotation, biological process: regulation of transcription by RNA polymerase II. The coding region runs from base 1 to 951 and encodes 316 amino acids.